UCCCUUUAUAGCUGCUCCACAACCCUGGGGCUGGGAGUAGAAAACCCUCCGGUCCUCGACUGCAGAGCGGGGCGCCAGGGAGGAGAUAGGCCCCGCCCGGCCGCCCUUUCCAGGCCGCGAUUUCGAUUGCGGGACUGGCUUGGGAGGCGCUUCCACGGACUCAACGUACCGAACCCGGCGGUACCAGUUGCCGGGGGUGAAAUUGGUUUGACCCGCUUUGGGAGUCAGGAGAGAGCUUUUCCUGCCCGAGCUCAGAACCGUUUUUUGAAUAUUGCCGCUGGAUUUACCUGUUGGUUAAAAGUCCAGGUGCACUCGGGGAGGGAUUGAGGAACUGUGUGAAUGAAGCAGCAUUCUUUCUCGAUUUUAAAAGACAUCAUUUCAUCAUGGGACAGCAGUUUUCGGAUCAAACGCAACUGGUAAUUAGCAAGUUACCAGAAAAAGUAGCAAAACAUGUCACAUUGGCUCGAGAAAGUAGCUCCUUAACUUAUGAAGAAUUUCUUGGGAGGGUAGCUGAACUUAAUGAUGUAACUGCUAAAGUGGCUGCUGGCCAGGAAAAACAUCUUCUCUUUGAAGUACAACCUGGGUCUGAUUCCUCUGCCUUGUGGAAAGUAGCCGUACGGGUGGUCUGUACCAAGAUUAACAAAAGCAGUGGAAUUGUGGAAGCAUCACGGAUCAUGAAUUUGUACCAGUUUAUCCAGCUUUAUAAAGACAUCAUCAGUCAAGCAGCAGGAGUGUUGGCACAGAGCUCCACCUCGGAAGACCCUGAUGGAAACUCCUCAUCUGUAAUGUCUUGUCAGGCUAGUCUUUGGAUGGGAAGAGUGAAACAGCUGACUGAUGAGGAGGAGUGCUGUAUCUGCAUGGAUGGCAGAGCUGACCUCAUCCUACCUUGUGCUCACAGCUUUUGUCAGAAGUGCAUUGAUAAAUGGAGUGAUCGGCACAGGAGUUGCCCUGUCUGUCGCCUACAGAUGACUGGUGCAAAUGAAUCUUGGGUGGUGUCAGAUCCACCCACUGAAGAUGACAUGGCUAACUAUAUUCUUAACAUGGCUGAUGAGGCAGGCCAGCCCCAUCGGCCAUGACCUGGGGAUAAAAAUCUUCUGUUGCUACUGUGGGCCGUAAACACUUUGGUCAUGGGGGAAGAAUGCAGGAAUAUUGUGGCACGGACACAGGAAAACUUUUUCCCACCCUCUUAUUUUUGCUAUUCUGACAAAUUGUCCUGUUUCUUUUGAUAAACUUUCCAUGUCUUCCAUUUGUGGUAAACUAAAAUUUGCUACUGUUUUAGACUAUAUUAUUUUCUAUCUGUUCUAAUGUGUAUUAGAACUAAUUGCUCUGUGAAUCCUUUGCUAAGGUAACAUUAGCAUUUCCAGAAGCUUCUGAAACACUACUAUUUUUCAGGGCAGGAGUGUUCUGGAAUAUUUUUAGUUAGGUUUAAAAUAAACCUUGAAUGUUAAAAAGAUGUAGCCAUCUGAGAGAAAAAUUUAAAUGACUAAAAAUGUAGAAUACGUCAAAGUGCACAUUACUGCUUAAAGCUAGUCUUUGUGCUGGACUCAAAGGAGUAUGUAUGCCCCCUUGUGGUUAAUUAUUGCUCCUAUAAUGUUUUUACUUGAAAUAAUCAACAAUUUCAUAACUUUAGCAAUGAAGCUACAUAUUUUUAACUAAAAGUUCUUAAGGUUUUUUUUUUUUCUUUUGCCAUGCUGUUAAAUUUGAGUGAUAAAUAUAAAGUUGGGCAUGACCUUGUCUUGCAAAUGGCUUUCUGCUUGGGAAUCUUCUUGGCUCUUCUGGAAAUGCCUUCCUACAGCUGGGAAACGAUUCUCAGUGGCUUUUUAUAACGCUCACACUAACUGGAGUUUCAGAAGGAAAUUUUUCUUCAUCCCAGAUCCUAAAUUUUCUAUUUCCAAAUUAUGAUAAAUCAUUCAAUAUUAGUUGAUAGUUGCUUUUAUUUUCUUAACUUGAAGGCGUCUGAGGUUCAUAUUUCUUAGAUUAAGAAAGAAAACAAAAUAUAAAUUUUUCACCAUAUGUACAUAAAACACCUCUGAAAAUUAGGAGAUAAUUUGGCUUUCUGUUUCAUUGUAUUUCCUUUGAAAUACUCUGAAAGAGAGUAGUAAAAAUAGAAGUAUGUCUCCAGUAGCAUCUCAACCAUUUUUUUUAAGACUUCGCUUAUAAAAUUUUUGCUGAGCAGAAUUUUUGUUUUAUAUUAAACAUUAGCAUUUCAGCAUAUCAUAAACCUGACAUCUCCUAUAAAAAGCAUUUUAACAUUCCAGGAAAAUUUUCUGAACUAUAAUUGGUAAGUUGUAAUUACUACUAUUCUAAGUACUAAGUUACAUAAUUUUAAGUUGCUGCUUAUUGAUGACAGAAUUUUUGGAUCCUAGGAUUUUAAUAGGCAUACAAAUUGUAUAAUCUACUUCUAGGAAAAAUGUCUGAUGGAGGGUACCUUGAUUUUGCUCACAGACUACUGAUGACCUAAUCUACUGACAUUCAUGAUGGGGAUAGUUAAGUACCAAAGGCUAAAUACUCAUUAUAGUUGUUUAUGAAAGCAGAGUAAUGGGGGCUCUGUCACUGUUAACCUGGUAACAUGUGACCUUAGAAAGGGCCUUUCUCGUGUUUUAGAUUCCUACGUGGUUUUCAUACUUUAUUUCGGUAGUAUUUCACCUUUAUUUUUCCCAAGUAAAAUCUUACAGAGUCCCUACAUACAUAAACACACACACAUACCCUACCCCACUGUAUAAAAGUCAUAUUUUAUUAAUCUGUUUCAUUAUACAGUAUAUAAACUUUACACACUAUGAUAACUAAAAAUUAUAAAGUCAACCAGUUACAUUAAUGCAUUGGUGAUCUCAGGUGUAUUAGAAUUUGGUGAGAACACAUUUGUAUGAUGGGGAUUAUUUUUUUAAUUUUCUUUCUUAAAAAAAUUUUUUUGUUUAAUUGAAGUCAGAUUUGCAAAACCCUAAACCUUCACCAUGGAUUAUUAAUAUUUCAUGAAGGGUAUUUUAAAAAGCUUGGGAUAGAUGAUUCACUGAGAUCUUUUCCAGCUGUAAGAUUUUACAUUGUCCUUUUGGAUCAAACUCGCUGAGUUUAAUUGAUUGCCUAAUUUUAAAAUGUUUCUGAAAAUAAAGUUGCUUUACAGAGUUUUGGAUCUUUCCAGGUAUAGCCAAUGGUUUGUCCCCGAGUAUCCCUCAGUCUUCACGGAACUGCUUAAUAAUGAUUGCAGUGACUUGAUAUUGCCGAAACCCUUUUAUUUUACAAUGUGAGCUCCAAGACACUGACUAAUCUACUGUGAGAUAUAACGUUUUUAUUAGCCUUAUCAAAUACAUGAGCACACUAGUUCUGUGCUCACUCCAUUAAACUGGGUGAUAACUCUUUAGACAUGAAUGUUAGGUAGAUUCUACUGUAAUAACUAAUCUUAAAAGUUGUAAAUUUGUCUAAAUGAUGAAGUGGAUAUUUUUUGUAUUCUGUACAGCUUUGUCUUUUUUAAAUCUCAAGUACUUAAAUGCACUUACUAUGUUAGUAAAUGUAAUGUGUGCCUUCCAGGAUUUGUGAAAUGGUUUUAUGAAGUGUAAGGAUGUGUUUUGUUAAGUUACAAGGUUUUUCUUAUCCUAACUCAGUAACAAAGGGUUUAUUUGUAUUAUAAUGCUAUAGAACUUUAGUUUGAGAAAAUGAGUUUGACUAUGUACUGAAAUUAGAUGUUAAGAAUAAGAAUAUCUGUUUAUUCUUAGGACAGACUGAUAAAUUGUGCAAUAAAUAAUCUUUAGCAAGUAAAUUUUAGCAAAUUGAAGAGAUUUUUUUCUUAUGUAAUUUCUUAUUCUUAUAUACUGUCUGUAUUCCAGAGGACUAUUUUAUAUUGUGCUUGGAGAGUUUGUGAUGUUUGUGUGCUAUAAAAUCCAUUUCAAAUUGGAUUCAAUUCCUUAUGCCUAAUAUAUAUAUACCUGGGUCAUAAGGCUGCUUUGAGAAUACUUCUGGUUCAGUGAUUUUCGGCAUUGGGGAGUUGGAUUCAUUAAAAGGCAGUCCGAAGAAUUUGCAUUUUAACUUUUUUUUUUUUCUCCCAUAACUUAAGUUGAGCUUACUUUGCGUAUCCAGGAAUAAGAAACUACUUAGAGACUGAGGAAACUGGUUGAUUGUCCACAUUUAUGAUGGGCAACACAAUGACAGUGUAAUAUAAACAGUGGACAACAGACUUUCAUUAGUUUUCAUGUCUCUUUACCCUAUUGAACAGUAAAAAUCAUUGAUAAAAUACUGCACCCUAUGAAGUAUUUUCAACAUAUAAGAAGGUAACUAGAGAAGCAUCUUAGAACCUGGAUACUAAUGAAUCUAGAAUGCUGAGAAGGGGACGUCCGUUUCUGUUGUACAUCAUCGUCAUAGGGAAGUACACUUUAUUAUCAAAAGGCAUAAUAGUUUCCUCAUAGAUUUUUAUAAUCUUGCAGCUGUUUAUAGUCUUACCCUAUCAUCUUAAUGUCUUUCUAAUAAAAUACUUAUUCCUUAACAGUCCGAGGUGCAAAGAUUUCCAAGGAAUUACGUUUGUCUGAUUUGUGUUUCUUUUAAUGCAGCUAGUUGCAGUCAGUGUUAGUUCAGGUAUAGAAUGUUUAGCUAUAUCACCAAUAUAUCACCUUUAGUUUUGUCUAUAAACCCAGUAAAAGAUGAAUAUUCUUUCACCGACAUAACACUCAGAAACAAGAGAAAGGCAGGGGGAUGUGCUUUCAUUUUUGUUUUAAUCCAAGAUAAGAGGAAGUAAAGACUCAGGACAGGCCUUGACAAAUGGCAGCCCUGGACCAUGAUUUGUUUUCAUGAGGCAUAGAGCAAUGAUGUUGGUCAUUUCAACAAUACCGUUGAAAGUAACAAAGGGAGCUAAAAGCAUUUUAGAAUAAGUAAGGGGUAACAUACCUCAAACUCUGAACUAUUAUUUUAGAAACGCAGGCCAAUAUAUAAUUGCCUUUGCUUCCAACUACAAACACAAAUGAAAGUAGGCAUUCACUCGCAAAGAGGCCAGUUACAUACAGCAACGUAAUAUAAGUACAAAUUGCUAUAGAAAAAAAUGUCUGAAAAGCUGGCUGAUGAGGUAAAAUCCAAAAAAUACUGGCUGGGUAGACUAAAGUAAUAUCCAGGGAAAAGGAAAUGAUCAUGUGUGGCUUUGCUCAUGAGCUGUAUCAGGGCAGAGUUCAAUAAAAAGUCAGAUAAACCAACCUGUUGCCAGUGAGUCAAUUCUGACUCGUAGUGACCUAUAGGACAGAGUAGAACUGCCCCAUAGGGUUUCCGAGAAGCAGCUGGUGGAUUCUAACUGCCAACAUUUUGGCUAGCAGCCGAGCUCCUAACUGUGCCACCAGGGCUCCAAAAAGGUAGCAAAGCUUUACCUUCUAGGUCUAGGAAGCUUCAGUUUGAAAGUUCUGAGUUUUUCUAGUGAAUCUCAUCCAUGCCUGAGUCUUAGUAAAAGAUAAAUCAGCAGUUAUUACUGAUAGCUCUUCAUGAUGCCCAAUCUUAAAAUAAAAAGCAAACAUUUGCUUUAAAUAGUAUUAAAUUGAAACAGUUUUAAUUUAUUGAGCCACUGUCCUGACAAACAAUAAAUUUUUUUAAAUCCUUGGUACAAAAAAUGACAAUGACAAUCUAUAGUACUUGUUGUGUUAGGGCAAAUGUAUAUAAAUAGGGGCUUUGAAAAAUAAUGAAUUCCUAAGAGAAAUGCUGGAUUUUCAUUCAAUUUCGUAAUUAGCUAUGAGAUGGCAUAUAUGUUUGCCUAGUGAAAAGACUAAGUUCCUAUCGUAAGUUGACUAGUCGAGGGGACAAGCAUUAUAAGGUUAUAGGACAAGACAAUCUAAAUUCAAAUAAGCAUUUUCACACACAAAAAUAGGGUUCUUCUAACUUUGUCAUAACUAAAAAGGACUCCCCAUAGGCUAAAUUUGCCCACAGAAAUAGCUGGGAGGGUCCUUGAGCAGCUUGUUGCAAAAUACACAUCCUUCAGGCGCACAUACACUUUAAAAGCUGCCAAAAGAAAUUCAUUCAGUUAUUCAACAUUUUUUGAGCACCUACUAUGUACCAGGCACUAGUAACACAGAUGAAGAGUACAUUGGUAAAGCUUAAAUUUAGAUGGAUCUUAAAAAAUACUUCCCUCGUGGUACCUGGGACCACUAUAUCUUCUGAAGUCUCUAUUCAGUAAAAACAGAAAUUUUGCCUUUUAAAAAGAAAAAUGUGUCAGGUUGCAGUGUUAAAAAAAAAAAUUAACAUUUGUGAGGCCUCACGGAAUAGUAGGAAAAUGACUGGAUUAGGAGUAAAGAAACAGUUCUGGUCUUUUACUUAUUAGCUGUGUGACCUUAAUUCUAAGCAAAUUUCACUUCCCCAGCCUUAACAGUAAAAUGAGAUGGGCUUCAGUUAUAGCAUAUUAAAGCUAAAAGGAACAGAGAUCAUCUGUUAUUGUAAGCUGUCUAGUCGAUUGAGUCCAUUCUGACCCUAUAGAAUAGAGUAGAACUGCUCCAUAGGGUUUUCUAGGCUGUAAAUCUUUACUGGAGCAGAUCGCCAGGUCUUCUGCAGAGCAGCUGGUGGAUUCCAACCUCCCACCUUUCAGUUAGCAGUUGAGCACUUAACUGUUGCACCACCAGGACUCCUUAGAGAUCCCCUAGUCUUGUGCUUUUCAAAGUUUUUCCCCAGGAGUCCUUAGUUCAAAGGAAAGUAUUAUCCAGAAGCCCCAAUACAAAACUGAUGAAAGCAAAGUCGCUUUGAAGAAACAAGGGCAGCACCCAGAAACUCACUCGCCCCUUCCCUCUCCGACCCUGAAGUGGUUUCACAGAACACCAUGUGAAAACCACACAUCUAGUCCAAACCCUCACUUUUUAGACGAGGAAACAUUUGGCUUCCUAAAUAGAAAUGGGGCCUAAAUAAAACACUUUUAAGAAAUUCAUUUAAAAAAACACAAACUGUCAAGAAGGAAAUUUUCUUUUUUAAUUUUCUCAAAAUAGCGCCUUUAUGAAAGGGAGCUUUGAAAUGGAUUUUAAGGCAGCCAGCCAGAGGCUGAAAUGAACAACUACCAACUAGCUUGCAGGGCCUAUAGAGAAGUACGUACGGCAGAACACCACACAGUCCCCGUGUCUCCUGGCAUCUGACCGCAGAAAAUCCUGGCCCCAACAAUACAAGCACUGGCGGUUUCAAAGGAAAUAUUUGGAAAACUAGUAAUGGGUUCAGACAAGUGCCCAACUCCCUGAUCUCCAAGGAGUCAUCAUCAUCUAUCACUCAGAAAUACUAACAGAAGUGGGCACGUUAGAUCUUAAAGUGAACAGUGCCACCAAAAAUCACUAGUUUGAAAGUUCUUCAGAGGCAUCCUCUCCCUGGAGGAAAGUCCUAGUUUGGUAUCUUGACCACCGUUAGUCAUAGCCAACUUGAAAUUAAACCAAAAAGUUGAAGUGCCUGUCCAGUCCUGGGCCUAUGUGGUCAGGGCUGUGAUCUCUUCUGAUUUCAUGGCAUCGGACAGGAAGCUGAGCUCAUUGCAUAAGGUCUCGUAUCGGAAUGCCAUCCGGAUCUGAGCAACAUUUGUCUUUCGAAUGUCAUUUCCUUCAGGUCCUUCUUUGUAAUAAUUUUGUCCCAGAAACUUUUGUUUUUCCUGUGGACCAAUAAAAAUACAAAUGAAACCUUAUACCUUAGAUUUACUUUUUAUAUCCACAUAGGCACCUAUAACAGCCAUGGAAAAUCAGACUAGUCCCCCUUAAGCAGAUCCUCACUGAAGACCUCUCCCCAUAAAAAACCAAAACUUGUUGCCAUCGAGUCAAUUCUGACUCAUAGCAACCCUACAGGACAGAGUAGAACUGCCCCAUAGGGUUUCCAAGGAGCAGUUAGUAGAUUCGACCUGCUGACCUUUUCGAUAGCAGACGAGCUCUUAACCACUGCGCCACCAGGGCUCCAUCUUUACCCAUAGCAAAAAAGUCAAACCUACAGCCAUCAAGUUGAUUCCAACUCAUGGUGACUCUAUAGGACAGAGUAGAACUGUCCCAUGGAGUUUCCAAGGAGCAGCUGAUAGAUUCAAACUGCUGACGUUUUGGUUUGUAGCUCUUAACCACUGCACCAUCAGGGCUCCUGUCUUUCCCCAGAGGCUGUUAUAAAAUUCUUCCUAUCCUUCUUGUCCUCAGGGAUGUCACCCUAGCAACCACAUUCAUUACCUUGGUUCCUGGCUAUGCUUUCCUUGAUCAAAGGGAAAGAUAAGGACGGCAAGAGCUGCUGGGGAUGGAGAAGCACGGUGAAUGUGUUAAGUCUCUAAGAAGUCCCUCCUGAGAGUUGAUAAGUGGGCAGUCAGGUGUGGGGGGAGGGGAAGGAGCACACCAAGGAACCACAUCCACACAAAAAGAAUCGAGCAUUUAACUCUUCUCUGCUUUGUCAUUCAACAAGAAGAUCACCUAAGGCAGCCCUCUUCCUGUGCCGGGGGAGGUUCUCAGGGACCCAAGAUACCAUCUAAAGCAAUGGGUCUCCAUCCAGGCUUCACAUCAGAAUCACCUAGUGUCUUAGUUAUCUAGUGCUGCUGUAACAGAAAUAGCACAAGUGGAUGGCUGUAAUUAGCAAACAAAUUUAUUUUCUUACAGUUGAGGAGGCUAUAAGUUUGAAUUCAGAGAGCGGUCUCUAGAGGAAGGCUUUCUCUGUCAGCUCUGGAGGAAGGUCCUUGUUUCUUCAGCUUCUGCUUCCUGGUUCCUUGGAGAUUUCCAUGUGUCUUGGCAUCUAAAUUCAUCUCUCUCUCUCUGCUUGCUUGUUUAAUCUCUCUUAUAUCUCAAGAGAUUUACUCGAUAGACUCUACACUAAUCCUGUUUUAUUAGGAUAACAAAGACAACCCAUUCCCAAAUGGGAUUAUAACCACAGGCAUCCAAACCCAAACCAAACUCAGUGCCGUCAAGUCUAUUCCUACUCAUAGCGACCCUAUAGGCCAGAGUAGAACUGCCCCAUAAAGUUUCCAAGGAGCGCCUGGCAGAUUCGAACUGCUGACCCUUUGUUUAGCAGCCGUAGCACUUAACCACUACGCCAUCAGGGUUUCCACCACAGGCGUAGAGGUUAGGAUUUACAACACACAUUUUGGGGUGACAUAAUUUAAUCCAUAACACCUAAGGAGCUUUAAAAAAAUUACUGAUGCCCAGUUUUUUAUUCAAUUUAGUUACUGUUCACCUAUUCAAGAAAUACUGAGUGCCUACUAAGUGCCAAGGACUAUUGUAGGUCCUGGGGAUAUAAUGCUGAACAAAACAGUCUGUGUCCUAAAUACAUAGUACAAUAUCAGUAGUAAUAAAUGUAAUGAAGAAAAACAGAUUGAGGAGAUAAAGAAUGAAGGGAAGAGUGUGGCUAUUUUAGAAUGGCUAUCAGGAGCAAGGAGGUGACAUUUGAGUAGAGAUCUGAGAAAGGUAAUGGGGUCAAAUUUAGGAGGCUUCCAAGGAUUCUUCUAGAACAUGAGUUUCAUUGUAGCAAAGACCCUGUUUGUUUCGUUCAUCAUUGACCCUCAGUGCCUGGCACACAAUGGGCACUCACCGGACAUUUGUUGAGAGGAUGGGAAGGACAGAGGGCAGUAUGGGCAGACGCCAUACCUGAUGUGAGAGGCCACUCUGCAGCACACUAUUCCUGGCGAUUUCACAUAGGUCACACGUGCUCAGCUUCCACACUUGAGCUGCAAUCGCAUAUUCUUCCAUAAGUGCUUCCUAGAUCCCUCCCCCGAAAGUAAAUUUAUUAGAUGGUAGAAUAUUCAUUCCAAUGGUAAACAUAUUUCCAAAGCUAGAAACAUUAAGCACAUAGCAAAAAAAAACCUUGCUGUCCAGUCAAUUCCAACUCACAGGGACCCUAUAGGACAGAGUAGAACUGCCCCGUAGGGUUUCCAAGGAGCUGCUAGUGGAUUUGAACUGCCAAUCUUCUGGUUAGCAGCCGAACUCUUAGCCACUGUGCCACCAGUACUCCAGCAUAAAGCAAGCAUAUUUAAUUUUCCUUCAAUAACUGGCCUCUUGAUAAUCAAGCAACGUAACACCUGUGAGUUGGAGUUGACUCAACGGCACACAACGACACCUUCUUUGAGUGAAAUCUCAGGUUACCAAAGAAAUAUGAAAAGAACACCUGCACAUUUGUUUUUUGGCCUGCAGUGAAUGCCUAUGGUGUUUGAAGCCCUGAGCUGGGCACUGGGGAUGCCAGUCUCUGCCCUCCUGUGACAGUCCCCCUUCUCAUGCAUGUAUUUAGUACCUGCUCUGUAGCUUUGCUUUUUCUUUAACACACCGUUUUCUUUAAGACUGUCCAAACAUAAAAGUUAACAUGAAUAAAAUGCCAAAGGUAGAGAUGGAAUAUUAAAAUGAGAAAUAGUUGUGGUAUAAGUAGUGAGAUAGCAAAAACCCCAAAGCAUUUGGGUUUGAGCUGUGGUCGUGCUUGAUCUUCUGAGGUGUGAAAUGAUGUGUGUUAAUCCUCAGCCCACCCAUCACCCCUUCCCGACCUCGACCUCAUUGCUUCUGUAUCCUGGAACAGUGGUUCUCAAAGUAUGGUUCAAGGAUGCCUCAGGGUCCCCAAAACCUUUUGGGGGAUCCACAGGUUCUCCCUUUUCCAACUAUAUACCUGUGUAAGGUUGGAUUUUCUUCAUAUACUUUGGUGAAAAUGUCUAUUACAACAGAUUGAAUGCAGAAGCAGAUAAGAGAUCUAUCUUCUGUUAAACCAGAUAUUAAAGAGGUUUGCAAAAAUGUAAAACAAUGCUACUUCUCAAUAAUUUUUUUCUUUUGUUUUGGAAAAUAUAAUUAUUUUGCAUAAAAACUGCUAGUUGUAUGAACACUUAAUUGAUUUAUUAAUGUUAUUUUUAAAUGAGUUAAUAAAUAUUUUAAAAUUUCUCAGUUAAUUUCUAACACAGUAAAUAUCAGUAGAUACGAUCCACAUAAAUAAGAGCUCCUUGAGGACCUCAGUGUUAAAGAGUAUAAAGGGGUUCUGAGACCAAAAGUUUUGAGAACCACUGUCCUAAAAAGAAGACAUUGGCUCUUCUAUUUCUGCUAAUCAGUGGCUGGUCUUAUCAACACCAUCAAAAUGUGCUAAAUACACUUAUGGCUGGUCCCCAUGCAUGACAUCACCUUUCCCUUCCUCUUUGGCCAGAGAUCCGAAGUCUAAUAAUAGUAUCAACAACAAUAACAAUAAUAUUAGUAAAAAAAAAACAGCCAACAUUUUGGAUACUUGCUAUAUGCAGAUAC
Loxodonta africana (African savanna elephant) is the source of this 11138-nucleotide messenger RNA. RefSeq names its product ring finger protein 141 (gene RNF141). Gene Ontology annotation, biological process: protein autoubiquitination. The coding region runs from base 384 to 1076 and encodes 230 amino acids. Lineage: Eukaryota; Metazoa; Chordata; Mammalia; Proboscidea; Elephantidae. Gene Ontology annotation, molecular function: ubiquitin-protein transferase activity. The record is from RefSeq and is a predicted model, not a curated record. The transcript has 6 exons.